UCUUGGACAACGAGAGAGAAGCCAAGUUGAACAGUUGUCCAUUUAGGUGUGAUUGUGGUCGUUCUUCUACCCGGAGUUCAGAACCUGAAAGACAGAGAGACGAACAGUGGAGGACAGACGACAAACACUUCAACACAACCUUGCUUCAGAGAAGAGAACUUAAGAGACUUUUUGUGACGUUUCCAUUCCAGAGCCGUGACAUUGGACCAAGAGUGCUGACCAUGCAGGGCAUGCGUUUGUGUCUAGCCUUGGCUUUGCUGCUUCCCUGGUGCAUCCAGUGCCAGAGAAGGAGCUCUGCCAGUGCCGAUUUGGGCGAGGACACAGAGACGGACCUAGUGGCUGUUGACGUCCUAAACCACAGCGGUGUCCUGCGCACCCUGUUCCCCCCAGAGUACCACCCAACCCUCCGGCAAGUCAGAGCUCCACGCCCAGCGUCCCAGGUCCCCAAGAGAGCCCAGCAGGGGUCCCGCUUUGCUCUGUCUCUAGAUGUCCCCACCAGCAUCCUCAGUGUCCUCAUAGAUCUGGCCAAGAACCAAGACAUGAGAGCCAAGGCAGCAGCAAAUGCAGAAUUGAUGGCCCGCAUUGGCAAAAGAAAAUGA
Hypomesus transpacificus is the source of this 599-nucleotide messenger RNA. It is a transcript of the gene ucn3l, whose product is annotated as urocortin 3, like. Gene Ontology annotation, biological process: digestion; hormone-mediated signaling pathway; cellular response to nutrient levels. The record is from RefSeq and is a predicted model, not a curated record. Lineage: Eukaryota; Metazoa; Chordata; Actinopteri; Osmeriformes; Osmeridae. Gene Ontology annotation, molecular function: corticotropin-releasing hormone receptor 2 binding; hormone activity. The transcript is spliced from 2 exons. The coding region runs from base 222 to 599 and encodes 125 amino acids. Gene Ontology annotation, cellular component: extracellular region.